CUUCCAUUUAAUUUCUGAAUUGUUACUGUAUUUUCAUUGUAUUGUAGAUACUUUAGUAACUAGUAUUGCAACUACAGUCAAGUGAAGAAAACCAUGGGAAACGAAACAGCUGCGGAUAUUACUGAUGAAUAUCAGGAUAUUCGAAAGUUUGCAUUAUUUGCUGGAGUAGCAGCUGUGAUAGUUCUGUAUAUCCAACUGCUGCAGAAUCGUAAAUAUUGGAUUAACAUGGAAGUUUGCCUUGGUGUAAUGUAUGCCCUCUCUUUUCCAUUUUCUGGAGUGCUUUCCCCAUACUUCAUGAGAGAAUCUGAUGCACUGACUAUUUACAUGUGUCGACUUCUGAUCAUUUCUUUUGUUGCUCAAGCUUCGGCAGUCUACUUGACACAAGAAUCAUCAGAUCGUACUGUACCAGUCGCUGUUUCAAUUACAAAUAUAUUGGGACGUGGUCCUCUUCUCAUGACUUAUUUCGUGGCUAUAUAUACAGACACGUUCAAUGUAAAUCACGAAAUAUCAGCUUAUAUUGAUACAGCACAGACUGCGUUGUUGCUCUUCGGUGAUAUAUAUUUCAUGGCAAAAACCAAAACAAGACAAUACAGAAGUAGAACUGUUGGAGAUCCGAUCAGUUUUCAUCUGUCCAUAGAUGCUCUUCUUACAUUUUUCAUAGGGUCACUGGCACUCGGAUUUCCAGAUAUGUUCUGCUCCUUGGUGAGUCGUGGAUUUCAGUUGCGUGAGUGUCAUUUCUUCACUCUGAGGGGAGUUGCUGUUUUGAUUCUCUCUGGUUCAAUGUUGUCGUUUGCAUCACUUUGCUACAGAGAUGAUAAAGAUGCCGUGAAUACUCUGAAAAUUAAGCUUGUGGUUUACCUCCCAGCUUUGCUCAAUGCUCUUACAAACAUGCUCAUAGAUAGCCACUUCCGCACCUAUGGACAUGCUGCUAUCAUGGUGGGAGUAAUGGGUGGACUGGCCAUAAAUGCCGGUUCCGUUGUCUACAGACAUGGAAAAGAAGAUUAAUUGAUUUUCCUCUUCAACAUAUUUUUUUCUUUGAAGGCAGCAAUUUUUUGCAAACUUGAAUUUUUUUAAAUUCUUUGGAACAAAUACAUCAUCACAGACAUAUUUUUCAUGUUGUGUCUACUCCGAAACAAUCAUGUUUGCUGCUAUUUGAUAUGAUAAAAAUUUGCAUAACAUUUUUGUCUACCUUUAUCAAUUUAAAAUGUAUACAACUUGAUACAUGAUACUGCUUUGUUUGUUAUAUGCUAGGAAUUUGUAGUAAAAUGGACCAAAUAUCCCUUUUAUGGGAUAUAUAGUUUUCCUGUUAUCUUAUCAUGUUAACUUUUAUGUACUCUAUAGUUAAGUGUUCACUGGAUAAAUUAAAUCAUUAAAAUUUAGAGAAGGUGUGAAAAUGCCCUAUCCAACAGUUAUGUAUUCUUAUUUCUUGUUGCAUUUGAUAAUUUUAUUAAAUCAUAUGAGACAUGACAAUUCAUUUCACUUUAGGUAUUAUUUAUACAUAAAUUAGAUACUGAAAGUUUGAAGUUUCCAAUAGAAAACAGCUGAAACAGUGCCAUGAAUACGUUAUUAACAUUAUUUGAAUUGUUUUGUUUUCAAUCAGGGCCAAAUUUUAUAGCAAAUUAUUUUGUUUCCAAUCUUUCAUAAUUCAAAAUUUCACUUGAAUUAAUGGCACACAUGGUACAUACAUAUCAUGCAUAUCCGUUUCAUUCAUGUUAUGUUGUAUAUUACUAGGAUUUUGCUGGAGAUUUGAUGAAAAAUUCAUUUUCAUGUUGUUCACAAAGUUAGAUAAUUUUGUAAUGUUGACUUGAACGAAAUUUUUUUAAUACUAUUUUAGCUGUAAUGAAAUGGCUCAUUUUUAACAUUUAAUAAAGGAGGGAGUUUCUGCCUGAAAGUACAGCCAAUUUUACUAAUAAAAUAUAGUUAGUUAAAUAAUAAUACAAGAAGUUCAAAUUUGAAAACCGUUAUUUUGUGUAAAUCCAUGAUUUUUGUAUUGUUGUAUUAUUCUUUUAACAUUCAGCACCGAUGAAAUUAUUUUUAAGGAGAUUUGUUUCAUUUUAUAACUAACUAAUCAUUGUUCAAAAACAUUUUUUACAAAUAGUAUCAGGUUUUGAUUAUGCACCUAUUUUGUAUUUUUGUAAAAAAUAUUGUCAACCAACAUUUGCUGCCAAUUGUCCUUUUGUAACGUUUAAAAAAAUGAUUUUGCCAUGUUUUGGUACUCUACACUGAUUUCAGUUUGUUAAAUUUUAGAUUUUUUUAGUAUAAUCAUAAACCCAAAUAACCCAAGGUAUCUUCUAGUACAGUAGUAAUCAUUUUCUAAUUGAAUUGUAUUACAGA
Molecule: messenger RNA, 2334 nt
Organism: Styela clava
Lineage: Eukaryota; Metazoa; Chordata; Ascidiacea; Stolidobranchia; Styelidae
Source: RefSeq, a predicted model, not a curated record